Caenorhabditis elegans is the source of this 1059-nucleotide messenger RNA. NCBI's taxonomy places the organism in Eukaryota, Metazoa, Nematoda, Chromadorea, Rhabditida, Rhabditidae. The record is from the annotation of a RefSeq genome assembly.
AUGCCAUCAACGCUCUCAAAUAUAGCUCACGUUUUCGGAUGGUUUUAAUUUUUCACUGCCAUCUGGUCUACAAUAACUCUUUCCCUCUUAAUCGAAAAAAGGUCACCAGAAGCUUUUGGAGGUUAUAAGAACUUUCUGAGAAUAUAUUGUUUCUAUGCUUUGGGAUUUUCCAUUGUAGAUUGGCUAGCUCAACCCGGAGUUCUCAUCGAUAUUUAUGGUUUCGGAUAUAUAUUUUACGCAGAAAACCGGCUUCUAGAUUUAGGCUACACUGGUGGACUACUUUUACAAAUUCUCUAUUGUGGAUGCUUCAUUGCAAGUUCCUCGUUUCUAUCACUAAAUUUUAUCUAUCGUUAUGUAUCAUCUUGCAAAACCUAUUACCUGGUAUAUUUCCGAGGAUGGAGAGUGUUUCUUAUGUUUUUAUAUUGUUUUGUUCCCUUCGCUAUUUGGUCUUGGCUAGUAUACACAGUGAUGUCUCCAACUCCUGAGAAAACUGUUCACUUGAACCAGACGACAAUGCUUUUUGAAAACUUCAAUCUGCACGGAAAACCAUACAUCGCAGUUAUAAACCGGCAAGUUUCAAACAGCAGCGAUCACAAGUUUGGGGAUAUCGAAUGGAAUGAUGUUAGCUCUUUAAUGGGACUCUUUGCUUUUCAAGGAUUCUUCUACACUGUAUCUCUAAUUUGUGGAAUUCUGACUUAUCGUGAAACUAUGACAUUGCUCAAACUAGCACAAAUGUCCAAGGAGCUCUACAAAAUGCAAAUGCAACUUCUCAGAGCCAUCGUUAUCCAGGCAUCAGUUCCACUGGUUCUUGUAUAUAUCAUUCCAGCAAUCAUGAUAAUCGGGGGAAUGGCUGGAUUAUAUGUUGGCCAAAUUGGUUAUUAUGCGGCAAUGAGUAUAUCUAUGUACCCUCCAUUAGAUGCAUUGGUGUUUUUGUUAUCGAUUAGAUGCUACAGAUCUUAUUUGUUCUGUGAGAGUGAAACAUCUAAGACUUCCACUGGUAGUUCUGUAAUUGCACAGGCCACUGCAAGUGUUUCGGCAAUCGAAAAUGCACCGGCAUAG